Capsicum annuum is the source of this 614-nucleotide messenger RNA. Its product is annotated as NADH dehydrogenase [ubiquinone] 1 alpha subcomplex subunit 1. The record is from RefSeq and is a predicted model, not a curated record. The transcript has 3 exons. The coding region runs from base 153 to 359 and encodes 68 amino acids. NCBI's taxonomy places the organism in Eukaryota, Viridiplantae, Streptophyta, Magnoliopsida, Solanales, Solanaceae.
ACUGACCCCCGCCAGGUCUAUCAAGCAGAUACAAAAUGGGCCUGCAGUGAGAGUGAGUAGAGGAUUAAUUGGGAAAAAGUGGAAGUCAAGAUUGGCCACUGCAAAUCAAUCUGUGAUAACAAAGGGAAAAACGAAACGAACAAGCGAGAGAGAUGAGUUUAAGGUGGUUAGAAGCUGUUCUUCCACUUGGAAUCAUUGCUGGUUUUCUUUGUAUUAUGGGUAAUUCUCAGUAUUACAUCCACAAAGCUGCUCAUGGCCGGCCAAAGCACGUUGGAAAUGAUAUGUGGGAUGUUGCUAUGGAAAGGCGGGACAAGAAAAUGAUGGAGAUGCUUGCUUCUCCUUCUUCUUCUUCGUCUUAGGCCAUGUUUCUCAUUAUAUGGAAACCUGCAUUUGGGAAUAAACUGGUCUCCGAGGCUUGAGAUCAUGUGCAAAGUACUUUAUUAUCGUCUUCUUCCUUUUCUUGUUGCUGGAUUUCCAUAGCCUAGGAGCUUUAUAACAAUGAGACAGUUGUGAAAUGCUUUUUUGUUGAAUCUUGUGCAGUUGUUGGUUUGUGUUUGAACUUUUGUGGAAUUUUCACUAUUGACCCUUUACUUGAAAAGAGUGAUUGACUGGAA